UUUUAAGAACCGGCGGCUGGCAUUGGGCUCAGUUGGGGGUGCGGGGCUGUCACCGAGAGGAUUCGGUGCCGAUCCCUGAGGUGCUCGCGCGCGCCAGCUGUCCUCGCGGCCGCCUGCGCGCUGCCCGCCCGGCCGCCCGCCCGCCCGCCUGGGGCUCCGCCGUCCUCGCCUCGGCCUCGUUAGACUGCCGGGAGCCCCGCAGCUCCGCGGGAACCGGCGGGUAACUCGCGUCCCUAAGCGCUCCUCCAGCACCUGAGGGGGCCGCCUCGGGCCAUGGUGCUCUCCCAGGAGGAGCCCGACUCCGCGCGGGGCACCGGCGAGGCGCAGCCGCUCGGCCCCGCGCCCACGGGGGCUGCGCCGCCGCCCGGCCCGGGAACCUCGGACAGCCCGGAGGCGGCGGUCGAGAAGGUGGAGGUGGAGUUGGCGGGACCGGCGGACGCGCAGCCCCGUGAGCCCCCCGAGCCCCCAGAGGGCGGCUGGGGCUGGCUGGUGAUGCUGGCGGCCAUGUGGUGCAAUGGGUCGGUGUUCGGCAUCCAGAACGCUUGCGGGGUGCUCUUCGUGUCCAUGCUGAAGACCUUCGGCUCCAAAGAUGAUGAUAAGAUGGUCUUUAAGACAGCAUGGGUAGGUUCUCUCUCCAUGGGAAUGAUUUUCUUCUGCUGUCCAAUAGUCAGCGUCUUCACAGACAUAUUUGGUUGUCGGAAAACAGCUGUCGUGGGUGCUGCUGUUGGAUUUGUUGGGCUCAUGUCCAGUUCUUUUGUAAGUUCCAUCGAGCCUCUGUACCUUACCUAUGGAAUCAUAUUUGCCUGCGGCUGCUCCUUUGCAUACCAGCCUUCAUUGGUCAUUUUGGGACACUAUUUCAAGAAGCGCCUUGGACUGGUGAAUGGCAUUGUCACUGCUGGCAGCAGUGUCUUCACAAUUCUGCUGCCUUUGCUCUUAAGGGUUUUGAUUGACAGUGUGGGCCUCUUUUAUACACUGAGGGUGCUCUGCAUCUUCAUGUUUGUUCUCUUUUUGGCUGGCUUUACUUACCGACCUCUUGGUUCCAGUACCAAAGAUAAAGAGAGUGGAGGUAGCAGAUCCUCCCUCUUUUCCAGGAGAAAGUUCAGUCCUCCAAAAAAAAUUUUCAAUUUUGCCAUCUUCAAGGUGACAGCUUAUGCAGUGUGGGCAGUUGGAAUACCACUUGCACUUUUUGGAUACUUUGUGCCUUAUGUUCACUUGAUGAAACAUGUAAAUGAAAGAUUUCAAGAUAAAAAAAAUAAAGAGAUUGUUCUCACAUGCAUUGGCAUCACUUCAGGAGUUGGACGACUGCUCUUUGGCCGGAUUGCAGAUUAUGUGCCUGGUGUGAAGAAGGUUUAUCUACAGGUACUCUCCUUCUUCUUCAUUGGUCUGAUGUCCAUGAUGAUUCCCCUGUGUAGCGUCUUUGGGGCCCUUAUUGCUGUGUGUCUCAUCAUGGGUCUCUUCGAUGGAUGCUUCAUUUCCAUUAUGGCUCCCAUAGCCUUUGAGUUAGUUGGUGCCCAGGAUGUCUCCCAAGCAAUUGGAUUUCUGCUCGGAUUCAUGUCUAUACCCAUGACUGUUGGCCCACCCAUUGCAGGGUUACUUCGUGACAAGCUGGGCUCCUAUGAUACGGCAUUCUACCUCGCUGGAGUCCCUCCCCUUAUUGGAGGUGCUGUGCUUUGUUUUAUCCCGUGGAUCCAUAGUAAGAAGCAAAGAGAGGUCAAUAAAACCACUGGAAAAGGAAAGACGGAGAAAAUGCUGGAGAACCAGAACUCUCUGCUGUCAAGCUCAUCCGGAAUCUUCAAGAAAGAAUCUGACUCUAUUAUUUAAUGUCUUAUAUACCUCCACCAGACUGGACUUGCUUUCUGAAUUUUAAGCAAGUUUCCUUUCCUUUUAUACGAAUUGCAAAUUUAAUAUUUUUUUAAUCACAUCCUAGGAAUAGCACAAUAAUUGGGAAAUAGAACCCUUAUUACUGCAAGAACCACUUUCUGCCACCGAAUAUCUCUGAUGUUGCCAUGAGUCUGAGGGCAGAGACUCUGGUAUAUAAAAACAUGUCUGAAAGUUACAUUGUGAAAAUUUGAAGCUAUCUCAGUAAAAAGCAACUUUGGAAACUGUGAAAGCUCUUUAGCUUGUACAAAUAUUUAAAAAUACCUCAAGCUAUACUGAAAGGAUUGUGGUUUGGUUAGGAGUGGAAAUAAUUUUGUUUGUUAAUGAUGUCUUCAGUUCUGGUACCUCUGUUUUACUUUCUUACGCUCUUUGGAAACUUUUUGCAAAAUGCAAGCCUGGGUUCUGGAUACUACCAGAUCUACCUAAACCUCAAGCCUAUGUUAAAGUUGCUUUCCUGCUGUUAAAUAAGUUAUGAUAUUAAGAUAUUCUGACUUGCUCCAAUGUCAAGGGAGCAGGUGCUAACAAUGUGUUCAGAAUCAAUAUGUGAGAUGAAAAGGGUCCUCUCCAGGAGAAUCCUGAGCUGUUCAAAAAUCAUUUAAGUUUACGGCAUUGUUCCCUUUGCGUUUGCAGUGUGUUUUACUAAAGUAGCCAGAAACACCCACAUUUCUGAAUUUGUUUAAAUUGUACCAAUAAAGUAAAACAGAAUGCAUGAAAGAUAUUCUGGCAAUUGUAACUUAGAAUUUUUCUGACUUCUGGAUUUGUUGGCACUAGGACCUGAUAUUUUAAAAAAGUCUUACUGAGCAUGUCAUCAAGUGGCAGUUACAGGCACAAAUUGGUGGAGGCUGGAGGAUGUGGUGGGGGGGUGGGAGGAGCAAAACCCUUUAUAUUUGUGAAGAAAAUACCUGUAUCUGAUAGAAAUAAUUACUUAAAUUAGUUUAUGAAAUUAAUUUGUCUGAAAAAGUUAAAAGCACUUAUAAAAAGAACCAAGUCCUACAUUUCCAGAACUUUCUGGCAAAAAUUUGCACUCAUAUGUAUUUAUCCUAGUGUGUUCCCUAUUAACAUUCUCAUUAUUUUUUGCUAUUUAUAUACAGGUUAUCAUAAGAAAGCUGUUAGUUUGAGGAC
This is a messenger RNA of Saimiri boliviensis boliviensis (Bolivian squirrel monkey), 3000 nucleotides long. It is a transcript of the gene SLC16A10, whose product is annotated as solute carrier family 16 member 10. Lineage: Eukaryota; Metazoa; Chordata; Mammalia; Primates; Cebidae. Gene Ontology annotation, cellular component: basolateral plasma membrane. The record is from RefSeq and is a predicted model, not a curated record. Gene Ontology annotation, molecular function: transmembrane transporter activity. Gene Ontology annotation, biological process: transmembrane transport.